Molecule: messenger RNA, 486 nt
Organism: Closterium sp. Naga37s-1
Lineage: Eukaryota; Viridiplantae; Streptophyta; Zygnematophyceae; Desmidiales; Closteriaceae
Source: the annotation of a GenBank genome assembly
AUGCGCACACAGGAUUUCACGAAGACAGAAGCGACUUCACAAUCGAGAAAACUUUCCUCUGGCCUCGUUCUCCACUGGAAGGCCACGAGCGGGCGCAAGAUCAAAGCCGCUGUGGUGGCUUCAGGAGCGGCUGCAGGGGGGUGGUUCGCCGUGGGGUGGUCUCCCAAGGGGAAGAUGGGCGGCAGCAACGCGGUGGCAAUGGAGGAUAGCAAUAACCCUCCUGGCACGUACGAUCUCGAAGGGACGUCUGCCGCGAACGCUGCGUCGUGGACCGUCGGAUCGCCGUCGAUCUCGUCUGCUGGCGGCAAGGUCACGAUGAAGUUUACCAAGAACAAGGGCGAUGGUGCAUCUGUGAAGGUGAAUGCCAACGGCAACAACAACAUUGUGUGGGCGUAUGGAGAUGGCACUGCUGUGUCCUCGCACACCAACCGUGGGAAUGCGGUUGUGAAUUUUGCAUGUGGCUGUCCUCUUUUCAGAAACUGCUGA